This is a messenger RNA of Papilio polytes (common Mormon), 1623 nucleotides long. RefSeq lists its product as uncharacterized. The transcript has 5 exons. Lineage: Eukaryota; Metazoa; Arthropoda; Insecta; Lepidoptera; Papilionidae. Bases 107 to 1438 code for a protein of 443 amino acids. The record is from RefSeq and is a predicted model, not a curated record.
AUCACUUCCACACAGACAAUUAUAAUUCAGAUAUCAAAAUUGUUUGUCAUGAAGUUCGAGUGGAUAAAAUAUCUGUAAAAAUAAAAUCAACCGGUUUUCUCCUUCAAUGAAUUAUACAUAUCACAGAAAAACUAUUUUACUGUCUCGCAACGAAGGCAAAUUGAAAUCCUAUGACUCUUGUUUCGACUUGCGGGCGUGGAGUCAUGAUAUGAGCGCGCGCGACCGCUACCUGAGGGAAUGGAUGAAGUGCAACAUGCCGCCAUGCCUAUUGCCUUUAUCCACCUUGAACAAUUUAUUAAAAUCAAUGUCCUGCAGGAACAUAGGUCAAGUAGCUCCACGUUGUCAUCCUGAUUGCAAAUCCAAAAGAAUUUUGGAAACUAUAUGUACGUCGUGUCAGGCUAUGAAAGACUGUCUCAAAAAUAGUGAAAAAAUGGAACAUUUCUUUGAGGAAGAGGAAUUAGAAACGGGACAUUGGCCUUGCGAUAAAUGUUUAAAUGCAUUAAAGAGUAUACGAACGUUUUGGAAAGUUAUUCUAUGUAAGAUUUUAAAAAUUAAUACUGUUCCCAAAGCUGAAGUGAUAACUAGAGAACAUCGAAGUUCCACCGAUUACAUUAACGGUGUUGCUAAAGCUUGGCAAAGAGAUAUAAUGGAGCAGGCUGCUUACGUCAAAAACUUAAUACCUUCAUUGACGACCAGCAGCCUUACGUGGAGAGGUCACAAAUGUGAGAGGCAUGAUGAGACUUUGUUAUAUCCAGAUGAUAUUCAUGCACAUGAAUUGGCUGAAAUUAAUUUAAAACAUAAAAGAAGUAGAAUCAUCUCUAGAUCUCAGGCAAUAAAAGAAAAAGCAACGGACUUUGCGGCCACGAGUACUGUGAAAUUAUUGGACAUUGGAUGUGAUCCUUUGCAUCAUGCUGACGAAAAAUUAACCAAUUAUUUAACAACAUUGCAAGACCAAUUGGAAACACAAGCAAAUGAAGUAGAGGAACUGAAAAGGGAGAAUUAUUCCCUUAAAAGUAAAUUACUAGAAGUUCGUAAACUGCAAUCACGGUUGUCGUUCCAUCGUCCAGCUAUUUUCAAUUCAGUCUGUGAUAGUAAUUAUGAUUUAAAACCUUUAGAUACAAGUUCUGAAGAGAAUUUUUCUAGUCCUAUACAGAAAGAAAAUAAUUCCGAAGUAAUGAUUACAGUCAAAAAUUAUCGAACAGAUGAUUUCAAACAUGUAUGUAUGCUACAAGUUGUUCAUAAAACCAAUAAGUCAACUGAAAAUUUUGCUGUAGAAGAGUUACGUUGCUGCAGUAAACAAGAUCCGAUCGAGUUGCUAACUAAAGUGCAGAAAACGUUCGGACAAAUCGUAAGAAAAGAAAUAACCAUAGCAAAUAAAGAACACAAAUGUGCAGAUCGACAAGACAUAAACGUGACAUUCAGAAAACAGAUUCUUUGAUCACUAUUUUGAUUUAAUACUCCAACAAACGUAUCGUACAAAUUGAGUAAGUUAUCCUAAUGUUUGGUAAUUGUAAUUUGCCAUAAUAUUUACGGUUUUUAUUAUUUUAAUUACAUGUAGGUGCAAUAUUUGUGAUGUUAGAAGUGAAAAUGUAAACGUCUAUGAUAGACGAUGAAAUUAAAAUA